Scylla paramamosain (green mud crab) is the source of this 696-nucleotide messenger RNA. RefSeq lists its product as uncharacterized. The transcript has 5 exons. Bases 1 to 696 code for a protein of 231 amino acids. Lineage: Eukaryota; Metazoa; Arthropoda; Malacostraca; Decapoda; Portunidae. The record is from RefSeq and is a predicted model, not a curated record.
AUGAUUGGACAAGAACAAUCCUCGGCCAGUCCUCUUGCUGUUCGCACUCGGCUGAGAGCAUUGCUUUCAGCCAAUCAGCGACCGGCCGCCCGCCCCACUUUCAGCCUUGUGCGGCUCACUAGGGUUAAGCUUCGACUCCGGUCAGGCGCUGGACGGGUGACCGCCCGCUCCCCCCAGUGCCUAGGAUUAGCCCCAACAGAGACACCCGAAAAAGAAGGAAACUUCCUUGGCCUUUAUCGCAUCGCUUCCACCGGUGCUCCCUCGGCACCCAGGCCCCCAUCAUCCACUUCUGCCACCACACAGUGCCAGGCAAUUGCCCUCUCCACUCCAGUGCCACUUCAGUGCCAGCGUGCCACAAGGUUGAGCUACAAGUGCCAGUGCCAGCAACAGUCUACACACUCACCAAGCGAAGACCAGGCCUCCACAAACAACUCAACGCAGCAUGCCCAGGAAUACUACCCCUAUCCCCCACAACCCCACAGUGUCUCAGUGACGUGUUCCAUAGUGCCGCGAUGUCUUUCCCGCCCCUCCACAGUGACCAGGAUUGAACUCCCUGUCCCAGUGUGCCCUCUUACCCUCCCCUUCCCCACCCCCAACCCCCCACCCUCCCACCCCCACCCCCCCUACCCUCCCACCCCCACCCCCACCCCAACCCCCCCACCCCCCAUCCCCCUCGUCCCAGUGUUUCUGCCCUAG